AUGGCCUCCAAGCUGAGUUUCAAGAGGACAGACAGCAUCACGGAAAGCAUGCCCGAUGCACUAAGGCAGAGCCGGUACCAGAUGAAGAAAUGCUUCCAGAGGUAUGUUUCCAAGGGAAAGAGGCUCUUGAAGAACCAGCAGCUCAUAGAGGAGCUGGAGAAAUCACUGGAUGACAAAGUCGAGAAGGAAAAGCUUGUUGAAGGCUUCCUGGGUUACAUUAUUUGUUCCACGCAGGAAGCAGUGGUGCUACCACCUUAUGUUGCAUUUGCUGUCAGGAUGAAUCCUGGCGUCUGGGAGUAUGUCAAAGUUCAUUCUGAUGAUCUGUCGGUCGAAGGAGUCACACCGUCUGAGUACCUCAAGUUCAAGGAGACAUUAUAUGACGAGAACUGGGCCAAGGAUGACAACUCACUGGAAGUAGAUUUCGGUGCUCUUAACCUCUCAACACCCCAUCUGACACUGCCAUCGUCCAUAGGAAAUGGGCUCCAGUUUGUGUCCAAAUUCAUGUCUUCGAAGCUGGGCGACAAGCCUGAAAUCAGCAUGAAACCGUUGCUGGACUAUUUGCUUUCGCUAAACUACCGUGGCGAGAAGCUGAUGGUUAACGACACCAUCGAUACAGUGAACAAGCUUCAGACAGUGCUGCUACUUGCAGAGGUAUUUGUUAGUGGGUUGCCAAGAUACACGCCAUUCCUGAAGUUUGAACAGAGAUUUCAAGAGUGGGGAUUGGAGAAAGGGUGGGGUGACAAUGCUGAAAGGUGCAAAGAGACGCUGAAUUGCCUCUCUGAAGUGCUACAAGCGCCGGACCCUAUCAACAUGGAGAAGUUCUUCAGCAGAGUUCCAUCCAUAUUCAACAUAGUCAUCUUCUCCAUCCACGGCUACUUUGGCCAAGAGAAGGUUCUUGGCUUGCCAGACACCGGUGGCCAGGUGGUCUACAUCCUGGACCAAGUCAGGGCCCUUGAAGAGGAGUUGCUGCAAAGAAUCAAGCUGCAGGGUCUGAACGUGACACCAAAGAUUCUUGUGCUGACUAGGCUGAUACCAGAUGCCAAGGGCACAAAAUGCAAUGUGGAGCUCGAGCCAGUUGAAAAUACAAAACAUUCCCACAUACUUCGUGUGCCAUUCAAGACUGAAGACGGCAAGGAGUUGCGCCAGUGGGUGUCCCGGUUUGACAUCUACCCUUACCUAGAGAGAUAUGCCCAGGAUUCGUGUGCCAAAAUUCUUGACAUUUUGGAGGGCAAGCCAGACCUGAUCAUCGGCAACUAUACCGAUGGCAACUUAGUGGCGUCUCUCAUGUCAAGCAAGCUAGGGGUCACUCAGGGGACAAUCGCACACGCUCUAGAGAAGACAAAGUAUGAAGAUUCAGAUGUCAAGUGGAGAGAUCUGGACCAGAAGUACCAUUUCUCCUGCCAAUUCACUGCAGAUAUGAUUGCCAUGAAUACUAGUGACUUUAUCAUCACUAGCACAUACCAAGAAAUUGCUGGAAGCAAAGAGAAGCCUGGCCAAUAUGAGCACCACUACGCAUUCACAAUGCCCGGGCUCUGUCGCUACGCCACAGGCAUCAAUGUCUUUGAUCCAAAGUUCAACAUUGCUGCACCCGGUGCAGACCAGUCCAUCUACUUCCCCUUCACACAGAAGCAGAAGCGGCUGACAGAUUUGCACCCACAGAUUGAGGAGUUGCUCUACAGCAAGCAGGACACCACUGAACACAUAGGAUAUCUGGCAGACAGAAACAAGCCAAUCAUCUUCUCGAUGGCAAGGCUGGACAAGGUGAAGAAUAUCACUGGACUAGUGGAGUGGUAUGGCCAGAACAAGAGACUGAGGGACCUGGUAAACCUUGUUGUCGUUGCGGGCCUGCUGGAAGCAUCGCAGUCCAAGGACCGGGAAGAGAUUGAAGAAAUCAACAAGAUGCAUAGCCUGAUCGACAAGUAUCAGCUGAAAGGACAGAUUCGCUGGAUCAAGGCACAGACUGACCGUGUCCGCAACGGUGAGCUGUACCGUUGCAUUGCAGAUACAAAGGGUGCAUUUGUUCAGCCUGCACUUUAUGAAGCAUUCGGGUUGACGGUCAUUGAAGCGAUGAACUGUGGAUUGACAACCUUUGCGACAAAUCAGGGAGGGCCAGCAGAGAUCAUUGUGGACGGUGUCUCUGGUUUCCACAUAAACCCAAUGAAUGGCAGGGAGGCAAGCAACAAGAUUGCCGAUUUCUUCCAAAAGUGCAAGGAAGACCCAAGCUAUUGGAACAAGGUGUCCACUGCUGGGCUCCAGCGCAUCUACGAAUGCUACACAUGGAAGAUUUAUGCAACUAAAGUCCUGAACAUGGGUUCAACGUAUGGCUUCUGGAAGACUGUGAACAAGGAGGAGAGAGUAGCCAAACAGCGCUACCUGCAGAUGUUCUACAAUCUUCAGUUCAGGAAUCUGGCAAAGACUGUCCCAAGGGUAUUCGAACAUCCUCCGCAAGCCCCAGCAAGCGCAGGGCCUAGCACAAUGACAGUAACGAGGCCGAAAGAAAGGCAAGAUCAUGACCAGCUUGAUGGGGCAGAAGUCUUCUACUUCUGA
Molecule: messenger RNA, 2547 nt
Organism: Miscanthus lutarioriparius
Lineage: Eukaryota; Viridiplantae; Streptophyta; Magnoliopsida; Poales; Poaceae
Source: the annotation of a GenBank genome assembly